UGCAUAUCCGCUAUUUUGUCCUGUUUCGCCCUUUCGGUGGUGUAUAUUGCGAGCCUUUACGUAUGGAGUUCACCGUACAAUAGUGAACCACAAGGAACCACGAACGAAGUGUAACUGUAUUCACGUCAACCAAGAACCAUGAAUGCCUAUUCUUUAUUUCGAGAGAGAAUCGUAGUGUUGAGAGACGAGUUUUCGAUCGUACUACGCAGUGUAUAUGAGCACGAAGUGAGAAGUAGGUAGUAGAUUGGUAACAAACUAGUGGCAAAGAGUCUUCUGAACUCAGUCGAGAUGCGCGGAAUUAUUACGGUUCUCUCGCGAAACAAAGUAUACUCUCUGAUUUUCUCACUCACGCAGUCACUUUUCUGGACAAGAAUCAGGACAAGAAUUAAAUCUACAGCGCCUCUGUUGGCCAACAAUUUUCUUCAAUUCUAUUUCCAAUUGGCGCACUAUUUAAAAAGAACAUCCAACAACGAUAAAAAAGAGAUUUUUCAGCGUUUUUAUUAUGUCCCUUAUAUCUCCUGCAUCAUUGUAUUUUGGAAUGAAUGAGAAAGUAUUUCAGAAGGCAACAAUUUGGGAAUUAUUGGGUCUACGAUGGCCAGGUUUAUUUCAAGCAAUUGUGAUACCAUUAUUAUUAACAAUGAUACUAUUUCUAGGGCCAUUAAGUGUACAAGGUUUUAAUGGUCUUUGGAGAUUAUAUACUGAACCUAUGUACUGGCUUGGAAGUGUACGAACACUAACAUGGUGGAGAAAUCAAAUAGUUGCACCAUUGUCUGAAGAAUGGACUUUUAGAGCAUGUAUGUUACCAUUGCUUUUGCAAUGCUUUACACCAACAACUGCCAUAUUUGUAUGCCCCUUGUUUUUUGGGGUUGCACACUUCCAUCAUGUAGUAGAUAAAGUUAAGGCUGGCGUGAAACUUAAACAUGCACUUUUUAUAUCCUGUUUCCAGUUUACAUAUACAACAUUAUUUGGAGCAUAUGCAGCUUUUCUUUUUGCUAAAACAGGACACUUAGCAGCGCCAUUUACGGCACAUUCAUUUUGUAAUCAUAUGGGAUUCCCUGAUCUUUCUGAAGUUGUAGCAUUUAAGGAUCCUCUAAAGAGAGCUGGAUUAUUUUCUUUAUUUGUAAUUGGAUUAGUAGCCUGGUGUUUUUUACUGACACCAAUGACAAACCCGACAUUAUUUCAUAAUAAUUUAUUUUGGCAUAAACAUUUUAUAUGAUGAAGUGAUUAACUUGCAACAAUGUCACUAAUCUUACUUAUAAGAUUUGAAUGAAAAUAUCAAUUUAAUUCGAAGCUACGUUAAUUUCAGAUUGCAUGACAUUUAUUAAAAAACAGUUUCUUAUCAAAAGAACAACAAUUGCAGAAAGAUUCGUUUUAUCAAAAGAUAGACGCAUCUAUGCAAAAUAGAAAACGAUUGAAAAAUUAAAACUUUAUUAAGAAUAUUAUUAAUUUCUGAUUAAAUUGUUAAUUUUUGUGUGUUUCGUGAUCACUUUUUCCGACGAGUUUUCUCGCGUCGGUUGAUCGAUUCUCAGAUCGCUAAUUCUAUCCUAGCGAGGAUACGGAGCACAGGAUGUUUAGGCAGAGUCACGUGAAGUUGUUAAAAUAAAAUAAAAGAUAUAACUUUAAACGUUUAAAAAUGGUUUAUUAAACACUUCACACGCACGCUCACCUCGGGACAAUCGACGAAUUAUAACGAUAAUACAAACUGGUUGAAAUUUAGGUUGAGAAUUGCUAACACGUUUGCUUUCGUGAAAGGUUUACAAGGAUCUGAAUUUUAAAAUCGGAACGGCAAUCGUUUGAACCAUCGAUCCGAUCGAUGGCGUUGCGAUAGGGCUAAUCCCGUGCGGGAGGGAUUAGUGCCUGUACGCAGCGACGUAAUAUGGCACAGAAGUGCCUCGGUCGAUUAUUAUUAUCUUUAUUUCGGAACACUGUGCAAUCAAAUUAUCGAGAUAAAAUUAAUCAUGCAAUAUAGAAAUAAUAUAAAUCACCGUAGUGCCUCGAAUUUAAUUAAAUUUACGUAGUUAUAAUCAUGAAUACCAGUAACAAUUUAGACAGUUUUUCUUAAAAUAAUAACGUUAACAAAAUAUUAUGUAGUUAAAAAAUUUAUGACAUUGUUACAAUAAAUGUUGUUUUGAAUACUAAAAAAGUUACUUCUAUAAAAUAUAUCCUCAAAGAUUUGUUAAGAUACAAAUAUACAAAUGUAAAAAUGUUUUCAUUUUAAAAUAAGAUGACUGUAUUCUUAUUACAUGUGUAAAACAUGUAAGAAUUAACAAUACAAACAUUUAUUAGCUAUUUAAAUCACAGAGAUAACAGUUAUAACAGUAUUACAAUGUUUGCCAUAAAUGUAUAUAAGUAUUUAUACAGAAAUAACAUAAACAAAUACAUACGAGAUUACGUACUAGUACAAUAUCCUUUUACUUAAAAGGAUCGUUUUAAAACUCAUCACUAUACAAAUCCUAUAAAAUAUGUACUUGUCUAACAUGGUAAUUUGAAAUGUAACAAAAAGAGUUUUUUCUAAACAAAUAAAAACUU
Molecule: messenger RNA, 2529 nt
Organism: Megachile rotundata (alfalfa leafcutting bee)
Lineage: Eukaryota; Metazoa; Arthropoda; Insecta; Hymenoptera; Megachilidae
Gene: Sras
Product: Ras converting CAAX endopeptidase Sras
Biological process (GO): CAAX-box protein processing
Cellular component (GO): endoplasmic reticulum membrane
Molecular function (GO): metalloendopeptidase activity
Source: RefSeq, a predicted model, not a curated record